AAAAUGGCUGACGAUACAUUAGGUGAUGUUUUGACAAUUUACUCCUUUCAUUACAUUAAUUGAGAGAGAAGUGUGCUAUAUUUUAAGAUAUGUCUUCAAUUGUAUUGUGAAAUACGUACUUUGGUGAAGACUAAAAAUAUAUGUCGACACACGUGCCUAAAUUGAAGAGGGAAAUCUUGUCAAAACUUGUCUGGACGUGUUUCAACUAGCUGCCAUUAAGAAAUGUUCAUUAUGAACGUCUGAAUAAUCCUUUUCUAUAGCCUCUGUGAAGAUAUUAUGCUAUAGGAUUUUUAUAUUGCUGAUAAACGAGACCUCCUUCGAUUGAAUCGAUUGGCAAAUUUAUCUGAUAUAAUAAUACAAUGAUAUUGUAUAACGUAAAAGUGUUAAUAACAUUUCUGUAGAGGAGAAAUGGAAAUGAAAUACUUUUGAGGGCAAUAAGAUGCCUGUCAAUCCAUUCAAUAAUGGGACAGCAUUUCGCUAGUCUCAGGGAAUUUUUUAGAAUGGAUGGUGAAAGGCAGUCUUCCGAAACAUGUACUAAUGUUAUCCAGCCAACACAAUUAGAAAUGAUGAAUCAAGAUGAUAUAGAAAAUUUAUUGAAUUUAAGUUUGAUUCUUCAUGAAGAAUGCAAGACAGAUGGGAGUUUGGAUAAUGAUAAUUUAAAUUUAGACCUAGAUAAUCAUAAUUCUAAAUUUGAAACUUUAUACAGUCAACCAAUCGAGACACAGGAUUCAAAGAAGAUUUAUAAUAAUGGAAAUAUUACUAAGGAAAUAUGUUUUAAGCAACAGGAAGCGUGUUGUAGUAGUUCUGGGGGUAGUAAUACUAGUAGUAGUUCUGAAGAUAGUCCUAUAAAUCCUCCUUUAAGAAGAUCUUCUAAAACAUUAUCAUUUGGAAAACGAAAAGGUAAACAACGUAAUAAGGAUCAAAGUCCAGUGUGUACUCAUAUUUUAUCUUCGAAAAAGAAGCGAAGUAGCUGGGUAUUAAAAUUUAACUGUGCUAAGAAUAAAAGUUCUAAAAGUACAGAUAUUAUUCCUGGUCAAGGAAAUAAUAGUUUAGAUUGUGUUUGCACUGGUUAUAGAAGAACCGAAGAACACCCUAUGGGAGCUGGUGUUAUAUUUAAUAGUCGGUCUGCUCCUCAAAGUCCAGUGCUACGACCGCUUCCUCCCAGCCCUGUGAUCGACCUUUCAAGAUUCAAUCCAGAAGAAUUUCCAAUGGAAGAUUGUGACAAAAGAGCACGACUACAACGUGCACGAGAAAUGGAGGAGGGAGUCGAACCUCCUCCGGGUUAUAAACCUAAUUAUCCUUCGGCAAUUCAAGUACAUCCAAAUGGAAUAACAGUAGACAGUUUGGCAGCUUUGUUCCAGGCGCAUGCCGGUAUACAAGCUGCUGCUUUGACAGCGUUAUCACAAAUCGACUUUACGUUAAUUCCAAAUAUCGAGAGGCCAGCGCAUACGCAGGUUGAUUAUGUUCAUUGUCUUGUGCCAGAUCUUAGAUCAAUUACGGCUUGUUCUUUUUAUUGGGGUAAAAUGGAUCGAUACGAAGCUGAACGUUUAUUAGAGGGCAAGCAAGAAGGUACAUUCUUGUUACGUGACUCGGCCCAGGAAGAAUUUAUUUUUUCCGUUAGUUUUCGAAAAUAUGGACGAUCUCUGCAUGCCCGAAUCGAACAAUGGAAUCAUAAAUUUAGUUUUGAUUCGCACGAUCCGGGAGUUUAUGCUUCAGAAACGGUGUGCGGUUUAAUCGAGCAUUAUAAGCAUCCAUCGUGUUCUAUGUUCUUUGAACCUAUGCUUACAAUACCAUUUCACCGAAAUUUUGCUUUUCCUUUACAACACUUAUGUCGAGCAGUAAUUACUACACGGACGACAUAUGAUGGUAUAAAUAAGUUACAAUUGCCAAAGACGCUUAAGAGUUAUCUCAAGGAGUAUCACUACAAGCAAAGAGUACGAGUUAGGCGAUUAGAUACUGAGAAUGAUUUACAAUCAGAUGGAAGAUCCAUAUCAUAUUUACCUUUAAUAUAAAUCUCUGUAUUCAUAUUUAAUAGAGUUUGUCAGGCAUUAUUUUAUUGAUUUUGCAUUCGCAUCUAUCACUUUAUUACAGUGAUAUAUGUCUUAUAUAUAAUAGCAGAAUUAAUAUCACUGCACGGGUAUCGAUAUAUAUAUAUAAAAGCUAUAAUUAAUUUUUCGUGAAUGUUAUAAAACUGAAAAAAGCUAUUUCAUUUUUUCUGGUAGUAUCCGUCCUUUGUUUUCUUCACGUUGUAAUAUAUUGCAUAUUUCCGAUUAUAAUUACAUUUGUUCGAUGUGUAUCUCCAUGAUCGCAAAUAUUUCGGAUAAUUAAUUUAAGAGUUUGCAAAAAGGCCGAUUUGCAAUUACUACUUCCUUAUUUAUAAUAUUACAAUGUUAAAGAUUGAAAUUAUGUUUGCAGAACACUUUGCGCUUAAUAGAAAGAUCACAAUACAUAUUAGCAAACAAAUCAUACGCAUAUUCUACAUAAAACGAAACAUUAGUAUAAUUGAAAUAGUAGUUGUCGUUCUUCAUUUUAUCAUGAUCUCUUACAUUUGCAUCACAAAUACAUCUAUAUGUUAAUUGAAAAAUAAGAAAAAAGAAAAAAACAGUAACAUGUAAAUACAUUAAAAUAGCAGUUUGAAAAAUAUUGCAUAUUAUAAGUUUUAUGUAAUUUAGUAUUGAAAUCUUUCUUAUCGUGUCUUUUUUUAACAUUUAUUUGUAAUUUAAUUCAAUCGUUAUUCAUUUCAAAUAUAAUUUGGUUUAUACAUUAUUUUAAUUAUGGUUAAAAAGAAUUAAAAAUAUCUGAAAUCCAAUACCAUUGUGGUGCUUUAUAUCAGCAUAUACCUGUAGACUUUUAUUUUUCAAAAAGUUUGAUUCUCUUGCUCUGUCUAUUUAUAAUAUGAAAUGCCAGUUGUAUUGAAAAACUGUCUGUGUUGAUGUUUGCUGUUAUUAAAUACAGAAAAUAACAAGAAUAUGUUCUAAAUGUAUGUAAUUAUCUUUGACCUUGACAGAGUAAUUAUCAGCAAUCACAUUACACUUUGAAAAAUGCCAAUAUUUUAUUACGUAUAGAAAGAACGAAUGCUUAACAUUUUACUAUACAUAUAACACACAUGGUCUUGGAUAUAUAAAGAUGCAUUUCUUUAUAUGAUAAAUUAAAUUAAUUUAAUUUGUAAAGUAAAACGUUAAUUAGAUUAAUUUAAUUUAUUAAAAUAACGUAACAGAUUAACACAUAACUUUGAAUGUAGAAAUUUACUAUUGGUUUAACAUGCAAUAUUAACUAUAAGUUAUAAUUUCUUUUUGCUUUAGUCAAAACACAACAUAGUAUAAUUGUGUUACAAUAAACACAGUGAAUUAAGACAAUA
Messenger RNA from Bombus pyrosoma, 3358 nucleotides. It is a transcript of the gene Socs36E, whose product is annotated as suppressor of cytokine signaling 5. The record is from RefSeq and is a predicted model, not a curated record. Gene Ontology annotation, biological process: phosphatidylinositol phosphate biosynthetic process; intracellular signal transduction. Gene Ontology annotation, molecular function: 1-phosphatidylinositol-3-kinase regulator activity. The transcript is spliced from 6 exons. Gene Ontology annotation, cellular component: phosphatidylinositol 3-kinase complex. Bases 462 to 2012 code for a protein of 516 amino acids. NCBI's taxonomy places the organism in Eukaryota, Metazoa, Arthropoda, Insecta, Hymenoptera, Apidae.